CGGACAUAUCAUCGUUGAAAGUCGCCAAAAAUCAAAAUGUCUUUAAAGCUGUUCUCCUGCCUAUUUGUGCUCAGUUUGGCUGCCAUCGCAUGUGAAGGACAGCCGCAGUACAAUCCUUACCUAAGGAACCCCUACUACAGGGAUCUGUACUAUAGGAAUCGCGAUCUGUACAAUCUGCGACGUUUUUACGAUGGAUUUUACAAGAAGUACAAUCCCUACAUUGCCGCUGCCCAGGCUAGGAUUGUGGAACAGAAGAACGAUGUGAACUACGGAGCGGGUUCCUAUGCCUAUAACUAUGAGACGGAGAACGGCAUCCAUGGCGAGGAGCGGGGAGUGCCGGUGAACAUUGGUAACCAGCAACAGGAGGAGCAAGUGGAGGGGGCCUACUCCUUCAUCACACCCGAGGGUCUGAGGGUAGGAGUCAAAUACCUAGCCGAUGCCAAUGGUUUCCGCCCCGUGAUUACCUAUGACGGCGUCAACUCCGCUUUUUAUGCCGGUCAGCCAGCUCCAGCCAAUGUGGUCAUCACCAAGCAUUGA
Messenger RNA from Drosophila subpulchrella, 537 nucleotides. It is a transcript of the gene Cpr49Ad, whose product is annotated as larval cuticle protein LCP-22. The transcript has 3 exons. The record is from RefSeq and is a predicted model, not a curated record. The coding region runs from base 37 to 537 and encodes 166 amino acids. Gene Ontology annotation, cellular component: chitin-based extracellular matrix. Gene Ontology annotation, molecular function: structural constituent of chitin-based larval cuticle. Lineage: Eukaryota; Metazoa; Arthropoda; Insecta; Diptera; Drosophilidae.